AUGAUGUCGACACUUGAAAUUCCGCGAUUAACACACCUUCCCCUCGAGAUUCUGAUGGAAAUAAUGAAGCAUGUUGAGUGGAACGACGUUCUAUCUCUCCGAAGGUGUUGCCGAGCCCUUCACUCGGUAUCGAAGGACAGGGAUGUCUGGUUGUCGCUGCUGAGGAGAUACUGCAACACCGUGAUUCCUCGGCCGUUCUUCCUGUCCAAACCCCUGGAACUCUAUUCGAGUGAAGACCUCGAGGCCCGGAUCGUCAACUGGUGGACUGGAUGGGAGGGACUCAGGCCUACGAUGCAGACCUUCACCACGGAUGAGACCAGUUCUUCCUUUACAUGGGAAUAG
Coprinopsis cinerea okayama7#130 is the source of this 342-nucleotide messenger RNA. RefSeq lists its product as hypothetical. The transcript has 3 exons. The coding region runs from base 1 to 342 and encodes 113 amino acids. Lineage: Eukaryota; Fungi; Basidiomycota; Agaricomycetes; Agaricales; Psathyrellaceae. The record is from RefSeq and is a predicted model, not a curated record. Gene Ontology annotation, molecular function: protein binding.